AAUAGGACUUAAACUCAUAAAAUUACGAGUCUGUUUAUUUAUAAUCCUUUUUUUUUCUCCAGUUCUUCUAUACUACCCUUCCUACUUAUCUUUAAAAAAAAAAUUGUGAUCCAACCCCCAACACCAUGGAAAAUAUACACACCAAAGAGGGAAUGAAGGAAGCUGGUGAUAAUUAUACUGCUAAUUACAUACUUCCACAUCUUCUCAAUUUAUAUGCAUCGCAAGCCAAAUCACAAGAUUUUGAGAUUUAUGCUCCAAAUGCGACGUUUGAAGAUCCUCUUAUGCGUGCAGAAGGGGUAAAGCAGAUAAAAUCGUCAUUUUAUUCGCUCGGAAAGGUGUUCAGUGAGUCGAGAAUCGUGGAGUAUAACGUCACAGAGAAAGAAAUAUCUCCUGGAAAUACAGAGAUUUUAAUCGACAACAAACAAUAUUACAAGUUCUUGGGGAAAGACAUUCAUAUGAUAUCACUAAUCAAGUUGUACACGGAAGGAGGAAAGGUCGUUCGUCAUGAAGACUGCUGGGAUAAGAAACCUUUACGGAAUAGGGAGACGGUGAAUGUACCACUUGUUGGGCGCAUGAUUGAGGUAUCUCGUAGAGCUUCGAUGUUUUUAACACAUGCUCUAAUGGAGUUUGGAAAAGAUCCCUCCAUGUAAAUUGCAGUGCACUGUUUUUAAGUAUUUCAAUUAGUUUUUACCAUAUUGUGAGAAAUAUAUAUAUAUAUAUAUAUAUGUUUGCUUGAAAAUAUGUAAAGAUAAUUAUUCAGUUGAUAGUUGAAUUUGUUGAAGUAAA
Molecule: messenger RNA, 786 nt
Organism: Solanum pennellii
Lineage: Eukaryota; Viridiplantae; Streptophyta; Magnoliopsida; Solanales; Solanaceae
Exons: 7
Coding region: 126-650 (174 amino acids)
Source: RefSeq, a predicted model, not a curated record